AUGGGUGUGGGGAGUCAGUGGGAUGGAGGGGAGAUGGGAAGGCCUUUCCUGUCUCUGAACCAGACUGAGGACAGUGCACGCAGACGUCCUGGGCCUGAAUGUGAACUGAAAGGGAGCCGGGGAGGAUCCCACUUGGAUGUAUCCAGACCGUUCCAGGAGCUGACCGUCAGCAUGAGCAAGGAGGCCCGAGGCCCUGCUCCCCUGGAGUUUAGCGUGUGCAUGAUCGUGUCAGAUGCUAGGGCGGUUGUGUCUGAGGAAGGGCUGUCCCCCCACCUGGAAGCACUCUCCCUUUCUGAAACAUGCCCUGCCUUUGCUUUACUCUCCCUGGGCUUCUGGUGCCGGAAGCGCUUGUCUUCGUCCCUCAGCGCCCCACUCAUCAGGCCCCUCCUCCUGGAGGCCCGCCCCGCUGACCGGUUGGGCGAGAUGCCGGCCGGGGCUCCCCGGGCUCCGGCCCUGAUCGUACGCGACCAGACCGAGCUGCGGCUCUGCGAGCGCUCGGGGCAGCGCACGGCCAGCGUCCUGUGGCCCUGGAUCAAUCGCAACGCCCGCGUGGCGGACCUCGUGCGCAUCCUCACGCACCUGCAGCUGCUCCGCGCGCGGGACAUCAUCACGGCCUGGCACCCUCCCGCCCCCCUCCCGCCCCCCAGCGCCACCGCCCGGGCCCUGGGGCCCAGCAGCAUCUCCGCCCCCUCCGAGCCAGAGGCCAGGAACCCCAGGAAGUCGCAGUCCUCAGCCUCCACCCUCCUCUCCCCAGCUUUUCCAGGUUCCCAGACCCAUCCCCGGCCCGAGCUCGGCCCCACUGCACAUUCUGCCUCCCCCCAGCCGGCACUGCCAACUCCAGCCCCUUCCUCUGAGCCGAGCCCAGAGAGCCCACUGGCCUUCCUGCAGGGGGCCCACCCCGCCCCGUUCUGCUGGCCCCUCCCAGAAAUUGCCCAGGGCACCCGCAACUUCUCCGAGGAGCUCAAGAUCGGUGAGGGUGGCUUUGGCUGUGUGUACCGGGCGGUGAUGAGGAAUACGGUGUAUGCGGUGAAGAGGCUGAAGGAGGACGCCGAUCUGGAGUGGAGCGCUGUGAAGCAGAGCUUCCUAACCGAGGUGGAGCAGCUGUCCCGGUUUCGUCACCCAAAUAUCGUGGACUUUGCCGGCUACUGUGCUCAGAGUGGCUUCUACUGCCUAGUCUACGGCUUCCUGCCCAGCGGCUCUCUGGAAGAUCGCCUCCACUUCCAGACGCAGGCCUGUGCCCCCCUCUCCUGGCCUCAGCGAAUGGACAUCCUUGUGGGCACAGCCCGGGCAAUUCAAUUUUUACACCAGGACAGCCCCAGCCUCAUCCACGGGGACGUCAAGAGCUCCAAUGUCCUUCUGGAUGAGAGGCUGAUGCCCAAGCUGGGGGACUUCGGCCUCGCCCGUUUUAGCCGCUUCACCGGUGCCAACCCUGGCCAGAGCAGUGCUGUAGCCCGGACCCGGACGGUGCGGGGCACCCUGGCCUACCUUCCCGAGGAGUACAUCAAGACAGGGAAGCUGGCCGUGGAGACCGACACGUUCAGCUUUGGGGUGGUGGUGCUGGAGACCCUGGUGGGCCAGAGGGCUGUGAGAACACAGGGCACUGGGACCAAGUAUCUGAAGGACCUGGUUGAAGAGGAGGCGGAGGAGGCCGGGGUGGCCCUGAAAGGUGGCCACACGACAGCUCAGGCAGGUCUGGCCUCAGACGGCUGGGCUGCCCCGAUCGCUGCUCAGAUCUACAGGAAACACCUGGACCCCAGGCCCGGGCCCUGCCCACCCAAGCUGGGUCUGCCCCUGGGCCAGCUGGCCUGCUGCUGCCUGCACCGCAGGGCCAAGAGGAGGCCCCCCAUGACCCAGGUGUACAAGAGGCUCGAGGAGCUGCAGGCGGCGGCAGGGCUGCCCCCGGAGCCCGAGGCCACCGGCCGUGGCCCACCCUCCCCACAGGAGAACUCCUACGUGUCCACCGCCGGCGCUGCCCCGAGCAGAAGUGCCCCCCGGCCGCCCCUGGCCGUGCCGUCCAGAGGCCUGGCGCAGGCUGCAGACCAGCUCUGGAAAGGCCCCAACCAGCCCGUGGAGAGUGACGAGAGCGUGUCGGGCCUCUCUGGUGCCCUGUAUUCCUGGCACUUGACUCCAAGCCCCUCACCAGGCCCGGCCCUGCCAGGCAGCCCUGGGCAAGGAGCUGCCACUUGGGCCCCAGCACCCCUCAGACUGGCCAGCUGCACUCAGGCAGGGGGCGCCACCAAAGAGUCGAACUGGGGGAGUGGCCCCGGGUCCUGGCCCACAGCCUUGGAAGGGUCACCGUUGGGUAGCACCGCAUCAUCCGAGCCGCCGCAGAUUGUCAUCAACCCGGCCCGACAGAAAAUGGUGCAGAAACUGGCCCUGUACGAAGACGGAGUGUUGGACAGCCUGCAGCUGCUGUCCUCAAGCUCACUCCCAGGCUUGGACAGGCAGGGGCCUGAAGAGAGUGACGAGUUUCAGAGCUGAGCGUGCACCCGGGCAGACGCCCCAAACCUGGAAGUCAAAGUUCUCAUGGUUGGAAGUUCUCAUGGUGUGCGAACACUUGGCAGCUCGUGGGCCGCGGGGCGUGGGGGCACCUUCCCUGCAGGGAGGGGGCUCACAGGCAGGACUCGGCCGGCCAAGCCAUCGAUUGGGUGCCAUCAGAGGGACGUGGGGGGUGCGGGUCUGAGGCCACUGGCCGCGUGGCCCGGAGAGAAGUGGGGUGCCGUGCAGUGGGAUGAGGGGAGCUGGCUCCCCUGAGAGCAAGGUAGGGCGUCUGCAGCCCAGGCUCCCAAAGGAGCCCCUGGCCAUCUGUGUUGCAGAAUCGAGUGGGUGGGGCCCGGGGAAUGUGGAAAGUUGCAGUGUGGCUGU
Molecule: messenger RNA, 2865 nt
Organism: Trichechus manatus latirostris (Florida manatee)
Lineage: Eukaryota; Metazoa; Chordata; Mammalia; Sirenia; Trichechidae
Gene: IRAK1
Product: interleukin 1 receptor associated kinase 1
Exons: 16
Coding region: 1-2481 (826 amino acids)
Biological process (GO): protein phosphorylation; signal transduction
Molecular function (GO): protein binding; ATP binding; protein kinase activity
Source: RefSeq, a predicted model, not a curated record